This is a messenger RNA of Dichotomopilus funicola, 1515 nucleotides long. Its product is annotated as acyltransferase 3. The record is from RefSeq and is a predicted model, not a curated record. Gene Ontology annotation, molecular function: acyltransferase activity, transferring groups other than amino-acyl groups. Gene Ontology annotation, cellular component: membrane. Gene Ontology annotation, biological process: polysaccharide biosynthetic process. The transcript has a single exon. The coding region runs from base 1 to 1515 and encodes 504 amino acids. NCBI's taxonomy places the organism in Eukaryota, Fungi, Ascomycota, Sordariomycetes, Sordariales, Chaetomiaceae.
AUGACAGGCCCGAGCCAUCGGCGCGGGACGUCAAGUUCCUCCAUCCACAACUUCGUUCGCUCACGAUCACCAUGGAUGCGUUAUCUCCGCCCACUCCUCCCUAGUUUCGUCUCUGAUGCCUUCUUCCCCGAUCACCGCCCGACAUGGCGGUUACAUCCCACCUCGUAUCUCGACGGCCUACGCGGCGUGGCCGCCAUUCUUGUCUUCUUCUGCCACUAUACCGAGAAUAACUUUCGCGCUCUCAUACCACCGUAUGGCCUCGAGCCGGACCCGGAGGAAUGGCACGGUUUAACUUGGUCUGCCGACUCGUGGAUCCAGCUACCAUUCCUUCGCGUUAUCUUCUCCGGGCGUCCGAUGGUUCAUAUUUUCUUCGUCAUUUCCGGAUUCGCGCUAUCCUAUAAACCCGUCCGCUGUCUACACGCUCGUGAACCAGACAAAGCCCUCGCUGCGCUCGCCUCGUCCGCUUUCCGUCGACCGUUCCGCCUGUUCGGCCCUUGCGUCGCAUCGACAUUUAUUAUCAUGUGCCUACGCCAAAUGGGGUACCUGACCCCCGUCAUGGACACAUUUGUGGAGGAGUUUAUCAAGUGGAAGAACGCACUGUUUCACCAGAUCACUUGGCCGUGGGCGUGGGACCGGGAUUUGCGGCCAGCGUAUGACAUCCAUUUGUGGACCAUUCCGAUCGAAUUUGCCCACUCCAUGCUGCUGUUCGUGGUGCUGUUAAUGCUGUCGAGGGCCAAACUGCCAAUACGGAUGGCGACAGUGUUUGGCCUAAUGAUGUACUGCCUGAGCUGUGGGAAGUGGGCCGGAUUUGAGUUUUUGGCGGGGUUGUUUCUGGCUGAGGUGCACGUCUUGCGGGCAUCAAAAGCGAAGGAGUGGGAAGGGGACGAAGAGUCGCAGGGGCCAAAUUGGGCACUCAAGAGCUUCCAGAUCUUUCUCGUUGUGCUUGGGCUCUUUGUCGCCGGCUGGCCCAACCACGAAGCCGACAAAACGCCUGGGAUCUCAUUCUUUCACGAACAAACACCAUUCCCGUUUGCAAGGAUGGAUAAGCUGGCGCCACAGAAGUUCUGGUUCAGUCUCUCCGCCGUGGCCACGGUGUGGGCCGUGGGAGAUCUGGAUUUCUUACGGGAGUUCUUUGAGGGCCCGUUUGCGCAGUACUGCGGGCGCAUCAGCUACGCCGUAUACAUUUGCCAUGGCCCGGUGGAGGGCCUUUUUAAGGAGCGAUUGAUCGGGCAUCCCCCAAUUCCGGAGUGGGGAGAGCCUGGGGCGCCAGAAUACAAACCAGCCUUACCCGCGAUGGGUAUCAAAGGACUCAUCGGGGAUGACACCACGAUACAGAUCACGUUGAGCUGGCUCUUUGGUCUGUGGCUGUUAGGGCCGCUUGUUAUCUGGGCGGCGGAUGUGUUUUGGCGAGGGAUAGACGCCCAGAUCGUCACACUCGCAAGGAAACUAGAAACGGUGUGUUUGGACGACACGGAACCUACCCCUCGGAGUCAGGGGUACUCAAUUGCGGCGUGA